Molecule: messenger RNA, 530 nt
Organism: Sitophilus oryzae (rice weevil)
Lineage: Eukaryota; Metazoa; Arthropoda; Insecta; Coleoptera; Curculionidae
Exons: 3
Coding region: 174-530 (118 amino acids)
Source: RefSeq, a predicted model, not a curated record
AAGCGAUUUCGCAUGUGUCAUUAUUAAUGUCAAUGUCAAAUGUCAGUCAGUUUUGUUUAUGUUUUGUUGUUGAGUGGGAUUUUGGAUUUUGUACGAAGCGUUUUGUAUUUUGCAUUGUGUUAUUUUUUUCUUUCCUCUUUGUGCUCGUUUGACCUAGAUAUAGUGUUAUCAGUAUGGAGAAGUUUGUAAAAGCUACGUCUAACAAUCUUCCCAGGGUAGACAUUUUUAUGGUGCACGAGUUAUUAAAACGAGAUAAUCGCUUUAAUAGUGCCGAAAUCGCUGGUGUAAAAGCAUCAAGUUCCACCAGAGAAAGUUAUGGUGACAAUGCUAUAGGCUACGUAGAAUUAAAAAGGAAGGGCCCGCUAUGCACUGUAAAAGCCAGAAUAUGCCCAGAGCAUAAAGUUAGGAGCAAGGCCUACACCAUUGAAACUGUAAUAAAUGAAGAAGAAGAAACUUUUAUAGAUGUUUGUUGCAAAGACUGUGCAGCCGGUGAAGGAGGUUGUAAGCAUGCUCUAGCUUUUUUAAUGUGA